Messenger RNA from Mesocricetus auratus (golden hamster), 4611 nucleotides. RefSeq names its product Zic family member 4 (gene Zic4). NCBI's taxonomy places the organism in Eukaryota, Metazoa, Chordata, Mammalia, Rodentia, Cricetidae. The record is from RefSeq and is a predicted model, not a curated record. The coding region runs from base 942 to 1946 and encodes 334 amino acids. Gene Ontology annotation, molecular function: DNA-binding transcription factor activity, RNA polymerase II-specific; RNA polymerase II cis-regulatory region sequence-specific DNA binding. Gene Ontology annotation, biological process: regulation of transcription by RNA polymerase II; central nervous system development. Gene Ontology annotation, cellular component: nucleus. The transcript has 6 exons.
ACACACACACACACACACACACACACACACACACACACAGAGAGAGAGAGAGAGAGAGAGAGAGAGAGAGAGAGAGAGAGAGAGAGAGAGAGGCUCUGAAGUCAGAUUGUGUCUGGGACUAAUUCCUCUGUGUCUGUAGAGAUUGUGUUUGAGCAUCUCUGCUUGUGGGGCUUGAAAAUAGAAUUUCUAGGAAAAGGGAAAAAUAUAGACUGCUCUGCUUCUGGCAACAAGUCUGAGUCCAGUGCUGCCCCUGCACUUCUCACCUACUCUGAGUGACCCCCUAUAAUGAGUGACAGGAAGAGCUGGAGCAGAAGGUUGCUUGUGGACCUACCAUAUAUUUUGUUUUGGGGAAAAGAUAAACCAGAACCAUUCAUUUCUUUUUGCUCCUAUAAGGAGAAGUUGGAGCCUGGGAUUACGAAAAUCCUGUAGUCAAGGAGAUAUUUCCCCUAGAGGUUGCACUGGUCUUUUACUAGGGAGAACAAAUAUUGAACCCACCUUGACUGCUUAAAAAAAAUGUAGGGAGGAGACCUGAGGGAAGGGUGGCUGUUGGGAGAGGGGAGGGAAAAUAAUUCUUCAAAAAAGAAAGUCAGGCUUCUCUCCUCCAGCCUGUGGAAAAUCCACCGAGGACGUUGACAGGGUGUAUUUUUAGGAAACCCAUCCAAAUAUACAAGGAAACGCGAGCGGCUCCAGUUCAAAGCCACAUGCACCAACGUGACAUAUAAGCCAUUAAAAUAUCAUCCUGACGGCUCAUUUCUGCUUCAUCAUACAUUCCCUAACUGCUUCCCCGAAAGCUGGAGAAGGAGAAAUGAAGGAUGACCGCCUCGGUGGAACCACAAAAGAGGCAUAGCGGGAUUUGUGGUCCCCCUCAUCCACCCCAAAGUGAUGUGCAGAAAUGAGGUGAUCCGGGCAACAGGUGGAGCAGGCAGGCUCAGACUCAGAAAAUGAAAUACAAGACUUCCUUGGUGAUGAGGAAACGAUUGCGGCUUUACAGAAACACCCUGAAAGAAUCGAGUAGCAGCUGUGGACACCAUGGGCCCCAGCUCGCCGCCGCUUCGAACCCCUCGGUAUUUCCGGGCCUUCAUGAGCAGCCUCCGCAGGCCUCCCACAGCCGUACUUUGAACGGACUCCUGCGUCUGGGGCUCCCUGGAGACAUGUAUGCGAGGUCGGAACCCUUUGCACCGGGGUCUACGGACCGCAGCGACACUUUGGCAACAGCCACAGCCCUGCACGGCUAUGGCGGCAUGAACCUGACCGUGAACCUCGCCGCAUCCCAUGGCCCAGGAGCCUUUUUCCGCUAUAUGCGCCAGCCCAUCAAACAGGAGCUCAUUUGCAAGUGGCUAGGCGAUGAUGGCCCAGUGUCCCCGCGCCCCUGCUCCAAAACUUUCAGCACCAUGCAUGAGCUGGUCACGCACGUCACCGUGGAGCACGUCGGUGGCCCAGAGCAGGCUAACCACAUUUGCUUCUGGGAGGAGUGUCCGCGGCAGGGCAAGCCCUUCAAAGCCAAAUACAAACUUGUAAAUCACAUCCGCGUGCAUACGGGCGAGAAGCCCUUCCCUUGUCCUUUCCCAGGGUGUGGGAAAGUCUUUGCUAGAUCAGAAAAUCUCAAAAUACACAAACGAACACAUACAGGAGAGAAACCCUUCAGAUGUGAGUUCGAGGGCUGUGAGCGGCGUUUCGCCAACAGCAGCGACCGCAAGAAGCAUUCACACGUACACACAAGCGACAAGCCUUAUAUGUGCAAGGUGCGCGGGUGUGACAAGUGCUACACACACCCCAGCUCUCUGCGGAAGCACAUGAAAGUUCAUGGUCGCUCGCCGCCACCCAGCUCUGGCUACGACUCAGCAAUACCGUCUGCCCUCACGUCUCCCACGUUAGAAAGCAGCCGCGAGCCCCCGGUAGCCUGCACAGCAGUGGUGGCGGUGCGUGGCACAGACAUGAAUGAAUGAUGUUGCUUGCAAGGUAAUCUUGCCCUGCGCAGCUGAGCGCCCGCAUCUUGCGCCUGCGACAUCAAAGGGCUCUCUCACAAAGCAGUGUUUCUUCGCCACGGUGCAUCUUCAUGGUAAGUUAGGAUUUCUAUGGCAAUGGGCAAGUCUCACUGAAAUCCUGAAAGGCCGGGCCUGGAGCCCAUCCAGGCUUUUCAUUAAGGACAUAAUAUUUACGUCUAACAGGCCUUUUUUCUUGUGUAUACAAGUAUAUAUUUUUGUUUGACGCGGACUAAAUCAUUUUCAUUUAAUUUCCGGUAAACAAAACCCACGCGAAUGGGCACUUGUUCCCGAUCAUAAUAAAAAUGGAUAAUAAUGCGAGGGAAGAAAAGGGCCGCUUGAAUCGCCGCUCAGCCCUCUUUGUUUCUGCUUUCUGCGGUGAUCAGAGGGCGUAUUUGGGUUUGAUGGCGAGUUUCUAAAGGCGAGGAAAUGGUUUGUAAGGGGGAAAAGAAAAGGAGAAAGGUCCAAUCAAGCUCGGGUUGUUCAAAGAGUCGGGUUUUGGGGUUGAAAGUGUGAGUUUGACGGUGCAUCAGCACGCUGCGUUAGGCUCGCCAUGGAAAUGCGCGCGGGGAGCGGCCGCUUCAAAGGCGGCACACUUCACUGCGGACACUCUAUUAAGAUACAUUUGCGCUGACCUUUGCUUUCACGCCAUUUAAUACUGUCACUGUGCUCUCCAGUAUACACUUCCUCCCAGGACCUGUCUUGCCAGUGUUUAGGGGUUCAUCCUGCACCCUGAUGUAGGGGCCUUUGCUACCCGGGAUUCUUUCAAGAAAGGGAGGAGGAGCUGGACUCCGAGCAUCUUGACAACGCCCAUAGGCCCCCAGAGUCAGAGGAAAUGACUAGGGCAUCCUGAGAAGCUUUCCAAAGGAGCACCUCAGCUCAGUUGUCAGCUCAGUGCGGAAUGGGGAGUUAAGACGAAGGUGAACCUGGGAAAGUACAGGAGCUGUUAACUGCACUUCAGGGAAAGUUAGUUCUGCUGUGUUCCCCAGAGGUGUUCCACUGCUUCUUCACCCCAGAAGUCUUGCAGCCCCUUAAACUUUCCCUCUGAUGUGCCACUGUGCGGUAGCCUUAGGUUUCGACUGGCUUUGGGCACAAACUGAAGAGCCCAAGGCCAAGUGGAUGGGAAAGAUGGCAGCAAAGUUAGAAGUCCAUGUUCCCUUAAUUGUCUUGUUGUUUAUUUUAUCCAAGUACCCUAGUGAAUAGGGGAAAAAUAAACACGGUGGAAAAAAAUCAAACAGUAGAGUCUUCUUUAGUGCCCGUCCUUGUGGUUGAAUAAAAAGGAUGGUCUGCCUUCUAUUGAGCUGAGAAAUCUUUGAAGUGGGAGUUAUUAUCUGAGACAUUCCUGCUUGUCGUCCUAACAACGCUGAUGAAAUGUAAAAGGUUCUUUGUCAGCGAUUUGUUCUCCUCUCUGUCAAACUCACUUUGCCCCAUUGGUUUCAAACCAUUGCUAAAGAGAUAAAAUCAAAUUUUGUAAAAGAAAAAAAUCCCUAUACUCCACCAGUAGAUAACUUUAGGAAUACGUUUUUCCAAGAGAGACAGAGAGAGAAAACAACAACAACAACAACAACAAGCAAAAGUCCUGUGUAGUUUCAGGCCUGGUGAAGUAUGGAGAUGUUGGAAGGCCAAUUACACCAAAACUGGUAGAUUAGGUAAUGCAAGGAUGGCAGAGGCAGAGGAUAAGUGUCCCAAGUCUGUGCUUCUGUGUUUGUGUUUUCUGUCCUGGACUGCAUCCCAUCAGUCCAGGGUAACUAGCUGGAUGGAUUCUCUUGGAGAUCACUUGGGCUCCAAAAAAUUCUACCUGGAAUUCUUGGAACUUAAGCCUACAAACAUGUGAUGUCUAAGUUUUCCCCUUUUCAAAGAAACUUCUGCUAUAAAUAGAUCCGUGGUCGUGUUUCCUCACCAAUGCAGCAAUCAGCACACACUUUCUGUCAUUUGUCUAAAGGAUGGUAAUGUAAGCAAGAGAAACAUUUUCUUUAUUAUUAUUAUUAUUAUCUUGGAGUUCAGAAGGUUUGGUUUACAAGAUAGCGACCAAAAAGUGCAUGCAUAUGCCAACCCCCUCCCCUAUGUGCAGUUCUCCAUUUUAUAUUGUGCCUAGAAAAGAAACUUUCCCCCUGUUCAGGUCUUUUCAACCUCCUACUGUAGUUCUAAAGGUGAUUUAAAUAAACAAGGUCGUGCCCAUCAUCCUAGCCUUUGUGCUUACUAAAUGAUUUGUGAAGAACUUUCCCCAAGUUGUAACUCAUGUAAUCAGCUAUAGUUGCUGCAAAAUGUCUCUUAUAUUGAUGUUGUUUGUUUACUUGACUCUCCAUAUGUCUGUUUGUAUUGCUAAUUUAUGGGAGAAUAUAAUGAUUGCAAUGAAUGUGAAUUAUACAGUCAGGCAAAUCUUUUAUAAUCAUACCUAACAUACACAUGAGUCUGAGUCAACCCUUAGAUUAUUGGUACCUUGUUUAUCCACACUGUGAUUAAAAAAAAAACUCUCCACUUAACAGCAGCUAAGCUAUAAACUAACCUGAAAGGAAAAAGAUGUUGUGUGUAUUUGACAGUGAUUGUUAAAUAAAGACAAAAUUCAAAGCUGAGGUAUAGUCUUCUAGAAAACAUGUACAUGUAAAUUAAAUAAAAUAAGUUUUUCUCU